GUUUGCAAAUUAUUUGGGUUCCUUUAUGGAGCAUGCAUUAGUGGGAGAUCUACAGCUCUUUGCUGAUGAGCCAACUCUUCAGAAAUUUGCCCAAGAUCCAGUCAACUUACAACUGAUCAGUAACCUCAGUUUACCCAGGGAGACGGCUGUGUAUUACACCUCAUUCCUUACCUCUGCACCUGGCUUCCAACUAGCAAGCCUCCCGGACAGAUUGGUUUGCUACCUCAGCCCCUCUGCCGUGAGCGACCUUGACAGACAGGACGCUUUAAAUCUGGCUCGGAGGAUCACUAAAACCUGUGUCCCAGGUCCGAUGCGCAGAGGCACCAGCGAGGAGAGGCCUGCACCUUCUCUGACCACCGAGGAGCGGCAGGUUGCAACCUUGCUGGUGAACAAAUUUGAACAAUUCCCUCCUGAAACCCUGAAUGCCUUGGGUCAGGCUGCAGUCGGGCUGUCCGUGUCGCAGAUUGAGACUGGCAUCAGCGACAGAGACCUCAAAGCAUCUCUUCCUUCCCUGAGUGAAGUUUAUGGCUGGAAUGCUGAACAGUCCAGCACUAUCGUUAACAAAUUAUUCAACUCUGGCUAUCAGAUCUUGGAUGCACAAAACCUGGCAGCACUAGGGAGUUUGGUGGCCGGCUUAAGCAGCAGCAGACUUCAAAGUCUGCCUCCAAAAGUGAUCUUGGAAGCUGUUAAGAUCCCUGGGUUUGUGAAGCAGAUAGUGACCGUGCCCUCUGCUCUGAAAACGGCACUUGUGGAAAAGAUUGCUUCAGCUGCAGGGAGCCCCGUCAAUCUGGUUAAAUAUGUCCCAGACAGUCUGGCUAGCUACAUCCCGAAAUCACUGCUGGCUUUUGGUAACGAAACGCCCAGCAUUCAGGAGCUCAACCAGAAACUGUGGAGCCGAGAACAAGCCGCCAUGUUUUUCAACGAUGUAAUAAAGACAGCGUCCGACUUCAGCAGACUUUCCCCUUCUGUCCUCCAAGGCUUCACCUGCGCAGCAGCCAAUGAGAUGGAAACAGAGAGAUUUCAGCAGCUUGCCAAAACCAUGAAGCAGAAGAAUGUCAAGCUAGGAGAAGACCAGCUGAGUUGUUUGGCUAAGAGGGUGACGCUCAACGGCAUUCCCAAGGAUUUAGACAACUAUCCUAAAGACAUGCUGCUGUUUUUAAGCCCUUCAGAUUACGCAGGGACCGGAAGCUGUCAACAGUACUUCAGUAACAUUGGGGAAGCAAACAUUGAUCUGCUGCAGAGAGAUUCCCCACAGCGGAAACAGCUGCUAGUGGAAGCCUUAGCUUGUUUGAAAAUUCCUGGCACCACGGUGAGCGAAGAAAACGCAGAGAUUCUGGGCCACUUGGUUUGUGACCUCGGUGAAGAAUACAUCAGAAGUUCCAGUGGGAGUUUGCUGCCGCAGUUAAAUGAAUGUGAAUCCUUCAUGCCCAGUCAAGAAGAGGCUAUCAGAAAUGUCCUCAGCAGCGGAAGCACUCAGUUCGGGCCCCCUUCAGAGUGGUCAGCUUCCACCCUGAAUGAGCUCAGUGGACUAUUCCGUCUAUUUGAUCGUAAUAUCCUGCAAAAGAUCCCUCAGAACGUUUUAACCCCUUGGCUGAAAAGCUUUAUGCAUGAUUCACCAUUGCCGAGAGAGCAGCUGGCCUCCAUUGUUAAAAACCUCCUGCCUUCCAGGUGGAAACGCGCUGCCGGGUGCCCGGAGGGUAAGAAUAUAACAGAGGAGAUGGUAAAGGAUGAACUCAUGCCUAUUUACUAUACCCCUGAGGAAUUACAGGCCUGUUUGCAGGGUGUCACCCUGGCGGACCACCUGGACCAAAUGGCGCAAUACCCCUUCACUGAUCAGCAAUUGGCUGUGCUGAAGAAGAAGCUGGAUGAGCUGUAUCCCAAUGGAUACCCUGAGAAGAUAAUUCCCAACCUUGGGGCCAUCUCUUCCUUUGUCACCACCGAUGACAUUAAAAAAUGGAAUAUAACCUCAGCACAUACACUUGCCUUCCUGCUAAGCAAUGAGCCUCCUGAUGAGCAGGCUGCUCUGUUUAUCACAAAAUACACUGACUUGGGAAACCCACUGAACAUCACUGCUCUGAAUGCAAUCGGUACAAGAUAUAUAUGCCUUCUGAAGGAGCCCCAGUUGAAAAUGAUAGAGCCCAGCAACCUCAAAAUGGCCAAGUCGCUGGACCCUUCAGCCUGCCCUCAGUCUACAAAAGACAUCCUGUACCCCAAAGCUAAGCAAGCUUUCUCCGACCAACGCAGCCAGUUCCCGGCUUAUUACAACCUCAUCAAGCCAUAUCUAACCGGUGCUCCUGGAGAGGACCUAAGAGCUCUCAGCAAAGAUAACGUGAACAUGGAUAUCGGAACUUUCAUGAGCUUGAAAAAAGACUCCGUGCUGAAUCUAACAGCUGACGAUAUCAAGGGCUUGCUGGGACUAAAUCUUGAAGAUCUGAAAAAACAACAAUACAAUUCACCUGUAAAGGACUGGAUCCGACUACAGAGACAGUCUGAGCUGGAUAAACUGGGCAUUGGGCUCACUGGGGGAAUACCAGAUGGAUAUAUCAGUAUUCCACCCAAGUUUGAAAGGGAGCUGAGGACAGUCCAGAUGUUCAGGAAGCAGUCAAGGGUCUUCCUCACCAGGCACAGCCUCUGA
Messenger RNA from Mauremys mutica (yellowpond turtle), 2635 nucleotides. It is a transcript of the gene MSLN, whose product is annotated as mesothelin. Gene Ontology annotation, biological process: cell-matrix adhesion. Bases 26 to 2635 code for a protein of 869 amino acids. The record is from RefSeq and is a predicted model, not a curated record. The transcript has 20 exons. Gene Ontology annotation, cellular component: cell surface. NCBI's taxonomy places the organism in Eukaryota, Metazoa, Chordata, Testudines, Geoemydidae.